CACGGUAUAGGCACACGACACAAGCACACGACACAGGCACACGACACGGACACGGCGGCGCGCCUAGCGGGAGCGCGCGGAAGGGGCGGCCCGGCGUCGGACAUGCCGCUGGCCAAAGACCUAGUGCAUCCCUCCUUAGAGGAUGAGAAGAGAAAGCACAAAAAGAAACGUCUUGUCCAGAGCCCAAACUCCUACUUUAUGGAUGUAAAAUGUCCAGGAUGCUACAAGAUUACCACUGUCUUCAGCCAUGCUCAGACAGUAGUUCUAUGUGUAGGGUGCUCAACUGUCCUGUGUCAGCCAACUGGGGGCAAAGCCAGGCUCACAGAAGGCUGUUCAUUUAGAAGAAAGCAACACUGAACAGUUCAGCAUGUGAUUUUUGGAUCUGAGCUCCUGAAAGCCUUACUAGUUUAAAAAUGCCUGUUACAACAAAAAUGUAAUUAUGAUUGAUUUUGUACAAAUUGCAUGCUACUGCUGACUAAUCUGCUGGAAUCUCUUUUUCAAUAAAUGAUCUGAAGUGCAAGUUUUUCCUGUAAGUUUGUAGACAACCGAGCUCUAUUUUUCUAAUUUUACGUUUAAACAGUAAAAACCUUGGACUUCUGUAUCCUGCCACUUGUUAAUCAUAAACUACAGCAGUGUAAUGCAUAUAGUGACAGAAACUGCUUUAAGAAUGCAUUAUGUGUAUUUUAUUGCUGCAGCUACCAUAACUGCAAGGGUUGCAAAAGCUAGAUAAGAUUUAAAAUGGCUCAUUUACUUUCAAUGUUGCUGUAAUCCCUUCCCCAUCUUGGGUAAUAGGGUGAUAAAUAAAAAUGUAAAGUUACUCA
Molecule: messenger RNA, 821 nt
Organism: Cyanistes caeruleus (blue tit)
Lineage: Eukaryota; Metazoa; Chordata; Aves; Passeriformes; Paridae
Biological process (GO): translation
Cellular component (GO): ribosome
Molecular function (GO): structural constituent of ribosome
Source: RefSeq, a predicted model, not a curated record